This is a messenger RNA of Haemonchus placei, 246 nucleotides long. NCBI's taxonomy places the organism in Eukaryota, Metazoa, Nematoda, Chromadorea, Rhabditida, Trichostrongylidae. The record is from the annotation of a GenBank genome assembly.
AUGUAUGCAUUUUCAGGCCCGCCUGUGGGCCGGAAGUCGUCGUUGGCCGGGCAUGGUUCAUCCUCGUCUUCUGGCCAUACAAGUCCUUCAGAAUCGCCGGCUCGGUCCCUAGCAGGAGGUUCAUCGUGCGGUGAAGGCGAACGCUCAUUGACGACACCGCCUCUUCCACCGGCUCUCAAACAUAACCCAACGACCACUAAUAGUCGCAAGGUUAGCGUUUUAUUCUAUCAUUCAAUAGUUAAUUAA